AUGUCGUUUUCCUCUCAACCUGGAUGUUCAGCAACGCAAAAUCCGGUUCGAAAACUGAACUUGUCCGUACACGAUGGGGCUUUAAAAUCAAAGGCUUAUCAUCCCAAAGCUCUAAGCAACUCGCUUCAUCCCUCUACUGUUGCGGCUCCUAGUUUUGCAUCUUCGGAGUCCUCUGCAUUUCAACGUUGGAAAGAUUUCAGUCAGUCAUCUAAUCAAAAUCAGCAUUUUUCACGAUUUAAUGAUACCGCAAAGAGUUCUCCUUUGGCUCUAAAUUCAGAUUUGUCUGAAGAGUUUUCAGCCUAUAAAAAUCGACAAAGUCAAAACUCCGAAGCACAAUGGUGUUCUGAAUUUCAUCAGCAGCUACCGUCCGGAGUCAAUAGUGAUGCCAUAAAGCCAAGAAAUGAACUGGUAGAUACCGUGCCGAUUCCUUUUUCAUCGCCUCAUUUGCCUUUGUUUGCACCCUCAACUCAAUCUACUUUGGAAACUGCUCAAGUCGAUGAAAACGAGUUCAUGGAACAAUUUAAUAACGCGUCCUUACAAUUGAUCAAUUCAGAGAAUGAGAAGCUUAAACAACCCUCUCAAGCGCCAUUGACCUUGGAACAGCUGUGGACAGACAGGUUGACCACUCUACGAGCAAAUGGCCUUGAUCCGAAGUCACUUGAAGAUUAUCAAGCACGCUGGGAAGAGUUGUAUGCAGAAGCAAAGGUAAGAUUUCCUUACUUAACUGAGAAAAACGAACAGCUGAAUAAUUUUACAAAUGACGAAAGUACGUCAAACCAGUAUGCUUCCUCACAAGCUACAAAUACGCAGGGAACGGAUAUACCGGAAGUUUCGUAUACAAAUAUAAACAAGGAAGAUGAUCUCGCAAAAGAGGACGUAUUUAGUGACGAACAAUUUGACUCCAAUUUAAAAAAAAUAGAAACACUUCCCUUUCUAGAGAAUGUUUAUGAGAAAGCUCAAAUGUUAAUAAAGAACAACGGUUCAAUUUGCGAAGCCGCAGUUUUACUUGAAAAAUCUAUUUUGCAAAAUCCUUCACAUUUAGAAACUUGGCAGUCUCUUGCAUAUGUUCAUACCUUGCUAGGCAACGAAAGCCGAGUUGUCGAAUCUUUAAUAGAAACGAAAAAUUUGGGUUCUAAUCAAGCCAACACUGAAAUGGAUUUGGCAGUAGCAUAUGUAAACCAGGGUUUGCGAGAAAAUGCUUUAGCAUGUUUGCGCGACUGGCUUUAUACGUCUCAUCCUGAAUAUUCUAGCCGUUUUUCCAGUAUAGAGCACAAGUUUGAAAGAUUGAAAGCUCCUGAUAAUACAAAAGCUGUUCAAGCUUGCUUUCUUGACUUGAUAUAUUUAUUAUUAACAUCCAAGAAAGCUGAUGACAAGGCUCAGACCGGAUUGGGAAUUACCAUGUAUCUUUUGGAGGAUUUCUCAAAAGCGGCUGAUUGCUUUCAGAAAGCGGCCCAAAGCGAUCCCAGAAACUGUGUUUUGUGGAAUAAAUUGGGAGCCUCGUUAACAAAUUCAAAUCAAGAAGGAAAGGCAUUACAAGCUUACAAGCGUUCGUUGGAGCUACAGCCUCAGUAUGUUCGCACACGGUCCAACCUUUCCAUAUCAUGUAUAAAUAUGAGUUGUUAUGAGGAAGCAGCAGAACAUAUCUUAGAUGCAGUUGAUAUUGUUCAAGACAAACAUGGAGUGUUAACUCGCUGUGAAUCUAGCACUGAACUCUGGGAUAUGCUACGGAAGGUACUACUCGUGGGAUACCAAAGCAUGAGCUUGGCUUCACUGGCAAAACCGGGAUCUAGUACGAGCGAACUAAGAAAUAAAAUAGAAUCCUUUACAGGAGAGGACGAAUACUAUUAA
Messenger RNA from Schizosaccharomyces osmophilus, 1848 nucleotides. It is a transcript of the gene pex5, whose product is annotated as peroxisomal targeting signal receptor Pex5. Gene Ontology annotation, molecular function: protein binding. Lineage: Eukaryota; Fungi; Ascomycota; Schizosaccharomycetes; Schizosaccharomycetales; Schizosaccharomycetaceae. Bases 1 to 1848 code for a protein of 615 amino acids. Gene Ontology annotation, biological process: protein import into peroxisome matrix, docking. The transcript has a single exon. Gene Ontology annotation, cellular component: peroxisomal membrane; cytosol. The record is from RefSeq and is a predicted model, not a curated record.